This is a messenger RNA of Oncorhynchus kisutch (coho salmon), 19336 nucleotides long. It is a transcript of the gene kmt2ca, whose product is annotated as lysine (K)-specific methyltransferase 2Ca. The coding region runs from base 806 to 17695 and encodes 5629 amino acids. The transcript has 61 exons. Lineage: Eukaryota; Metazoa; Chordata; Actinopteri; Salmoniformes; Salmonidae. Gene Ontology annotation, biological process: positive regulation of transcription by RNA polymerase II. Gene Ontology annotation, cellular component: nucleus; MLL3/4 complex. The record is from RefSeq and is a predicted model, not a curated record. Gene Ontology annotation, molecular function: histone H3K4 methyltransferase activity; protein binding; transcription coactivator activity.
AUAUUUGUAUUUGAGCCUUUGAAAAAGCUCAUUUUUUAUAAAUUGUUUAUUCCUCUUGCACCAUUAUUUUAUAUAAUACGUGUAAUUUAACAUUUCAUUGGUCCUAUUUCCGCGCCUAACGUUGACAGGCAGUGCUUAGGUCUCUCCUAAACAUGGCCACCAUGAUGGAGUAAAUGCUUCAACUUUAAAUUUCACAUUUUCAGAAGAAAACUUAAUUUUCUGUAUUCUAACAGGAAUGUUCCAACGGAAGACAUUAUGUCAAACAUAAUCCAUAUGAAAUAUUUGAAGAAAGUUUCUUGUUGGAUUUAAUACUGGUUUAAGUUGGCUGGAAGCUGGAAAGGAAAAAAAAGAAUUGCAUCAAUUCCGUAAGCGUUUUCUUUUCUCUCGAUAGUUUUAAAGCUUUAACAAACCUUUUGUGGGAAUUUACAAGUUGUGGAUAUAUCAUUAUUGCAAUCAUUUUACUGUGAAGAAUUCAAGAAACGAUUGGGAUGUAUAAUAUCAUUUUGAUGCGUUUUCCAGUGGAAAGUGAAUCUUGGUGGUCGAAAGGAGAGAAGUAACGUUUGUGUUAACUGGUUGACGUACUUUUAUAAGCCAAGAACCGAAGAAUACAUAAAGGAAUAUAUCAGUUCAUGUAUGGUUUUGAGGCGCCGAAAGUGCACCGGUCGUUUCCCCAUAUUUUUGAAUUGGUGGAAGAUCGAGUCAACGAUACCCCCCACCCCACUUAUAAUAAACGAAAGUAUUACAUUUCUCAUAUGCCUUUAAAGGUCAUGAAGGAAAUUAAUCUACACUUCUAGGGUUUAAAAGAAUGUCAUCAGAGUACAAGAGUCUGGAUCCCUCUGACCACGGACCGUCUCCUCCCCUGAGCAGCACUGGGGGGGGCUCCCCUUCAGACAGCCCCUCCCCUGCCUCCACAGACAGGCGCCCCCGUGGCCGGCCUCGUAAGGAUGCAGGCGCGCCCACGCGAGUACCCACACAAAAGAAGGGUCGUAGCAGAGGCCAGUCCCAGGAUGAGGACAGCAUGGACGGGACGGAAACCACUGAAGCCCAGAACAUGCAGGAGAUGGAAGUUAAGGAGCUGGUCCUGGAUGUUGAGGAGGUCAUCGUGCCCCUGUUGUCCAGCCCUGUGCCCAGCCCCAGGGACGACAGACCCCUUUCUCCACUAUUCCAGCGCUCUGUGUCGGAGGACUCAGCAGGAUCCUCUGCCUCGGCCUUGGAGCACGCCAAAAUCCGUGAAAAGCUGUGUGCCUUCUGCUACAGUGGGGAGAAGAGUUUCCUGGGCCAGGGCGACCUGAUGGUGUUCGGCCCCACGCCCGGCUACGUGCCGCUGCACAUCCGCAACCGCCGCGGAAGCUCAGAGAAAGACGACGACUACCACGAGGACGACUUCCAAGACGACGACCACGACACCAAGAGCCCGGGGCAGCGCGACAGCGGGAGGGGACUUAAAAAGGUCAGCUCUCCGGACAGUGGUCUGCACUCCUCUUCGGCACCCGGCAGCACGGACCCCUUCAGCGAGGAGCCGGCCCCCAAGUUCUGGGACGAGCUUGGUCAGAUCGGCCUCCCCGACGACAUCAACGUCCAGUCCCUGUUUGACCCCACAGGCCAGUGCUGUGCCCACCUGCACUGUGCCGCCUGGUCCGAGGGGGUAUGUCGCGGCGAGGCCCAGGACUCGCUGCUCUAUGUGGACAAAGCCAUAGACUCUGGGAGCACAGAGUGCUGUGCAUUCUGUAAGCGCCUUGGGGCAUCCAUCAAGUGCUGUGAGGAGGGCUGCUGCCGCUCGUACCAUUUCCCCUGCGCUGCCGCCGCCGGAACAUUCCAGGACCUGCGCCGACACACCCUCCUCUGCCCUGACCACCUCCAGCUGGCCUCACAAACAUCUAAAGAGGAGGUGAAGUGCUUGUUGUGUGACAGUGCUGGGGACCUGCAGGACCAGCUCUUCUGUACCGCGUGUGGGCAGCACUACCACGGGGCGUGUUUGGACGUGGGUGUUACCCCCCUGAAGAGGGCCGGCUGGCAGUGCCCCGAGUGCAAAGUCUGUUUGACCUGCAGGAACCCGGGAGAGGACAGCAAGAUGCUGGUGUGUGACAUGUGUGACAAAGGCUAUCACACCUUCUGUCUCCAGCCUGCCAUGGAAUCCAUCCCCACCAAUGGCUGGCGAUGCAAGAACUGUCGGGUGUGUUCUCAGUGCGGAGUCAGGCAGGCAGGCCACUGGGGCCACAACAUCACACUGUGUGAGAGUUGCCACACACGACCGGAGGAGCCCGCCCUUUCGUGUCCGCUGUGUGGGAGGGGCCAGGGCCCCACGGACGUCCCCAAGGAUGACCUCCUCAACUGCCAUACCUGCAAAAGGUGGCUUCAUGGGGAGUGUGAGAAGCAGGCAGGGGGCGACCUGGACCUUCACCCCCAGGCCGACUACGUCUGUACACAGAGGGACAUGGUGGAAACCCCAGCCAGCCCCAUCCAGGAACCCACAGAACCAGAACCAGAGCCAACUAUGGAUGUUUUCAUGGCUGUGGUGGAGGUGGUGGUGCCGCUUUUGGAAGGGGCGUGCCCUGUCCCUCGGCUGGAGCAAGGGGCGUGCCCUGUCCCUCGGCUGGAGCAAGGGGCGUGCCCUGUCCCUCGGCUGGAGCAAGGGGCGUGCCCUGUCCCUCGGCUGGAGCAAGGGGCGUGCCCUGUCCCUCGGCUGGAGCAAGGGGCGUGCCCUGUCCCUCGGCUGGAGCAAGGGGCGUGCCCUGUCCCUCGGCUGGAGCAAGGGGCGUGCCCUGUCCCUCGGCGGGAGCAGGGGGCGUGCCCUGUCCCUCGGCGGGAGCAAGGGGCGUGCCCUGUCCCUCGGCGGGAGCAAGGGGCGUGCCCUGUCCCUCGGCGGGAGCAAGGGGCGUGCCCUGUCCCUCGGCGGGAGCAAGGGGCGUGCCCUGUCCCUCGGCGGGAGCAAGGGGCGUGCCCUGUCCCUCGGCGGGAGCAAGGGGCGUGCCCUGUCCCUCGGCGGGAGCAAGCGGCGUGCCCUGUCCCUCGGCGGGAGGAAGGGGCGUGCCCUCUUAAGGAGGGAGAGGUGUGCCCUAGCCCUCUGCGGGAGGAAGGGUGGUGCCCUAGCCCUCUGCGGGAGGAAGGGGCGUGCCCUGUCCCUCUGCGGGAGGAAGGGGCGUGCCCUCUUAAGGAGGGAGAGGUGUGCCCUAGCCCUCUGCGGGAGGAAGGGGCGUGCCCUAUCCCUCUGCGGGAGGAAGGGGCGUGCCCUAGCCCUCUGCGGGAGGAUGGGGCAUGCCCUAGCCCUCUGCGGGAGGAAGUGGCCUGCCCUAGCCCUCUGCGGGAGGAAGGGGCGUGCCCUCUUAAGGAGGGAGAGGUGUGCCCUAGCCCUCUGCGGGAGGAAGGGGGGUGCCCUAGCCCUCUGCGGGAGGAAGGGGCGUGCCCUAGCCCUCUGCGGGAGGAUGGGGCGUGCCCUAGCCCUCUGCGGGAGGAUGGGGCGUGCCCUAGCCCUCUGCGGGAGGAAGGGGCGUGCCCUAGCCCUCUGCGGGAGGAAGGGGCGUGCCCUAGCCCUCUGCGGGAGGAAGGGGCGUGCCCUAGCCCUCUGCGGGAGGAAGGGGCGUGCCCUAGCCCUCUGCGGGAGGAAGGGGCGUGCCCUAGCCCUCUGCGGGAGGAUGGGGCGUGCCCUAGCCCUCUGCGGGAGGAAGGGGCGUGCCCUAGCCCUCUGCGGGAGGAAGGGGCGGGCCCUAGCCCUCUGCGGGAGAUCGGGGCGGGCCCUAGCCCUCUGCGGGAGGAAGGGGCGUGCCCUAGCCCUCUGCGGGAGGAAGGGGCGGGCCCUAGCCCUCUGCGGGAGAUCGGGGCGGGCCCUAGCCCUCUGCGGGAGGAAGGGGCGGGCCCUAGCCCUCUAAAGGAGCAGGAGCCCAAAGAGUCUUCCUCAGGUGCUGAACCUGCGCAGGAGAUCCAGGUGACCGUUACCCUGACGGAGGGCCCGGAGUCUCCCCAGAGGUCUGGAACUCUAGUGGGCGUGUCAUCGCUCGCCUCCCAGAGUCCCGCAGCACCCAGGGCCGACGACGACCAACAGGAACUGGAAAUAUCGGACUCUCCAGAAGCGGCAAAAAGGGUGGCGCUUGAAGAGGCGUUGCCCCACAAUGCAGAGGAGACCAAAUCAGAGGAUUCCAAAACCACUUUAACUCCGCCCACCAAAGAAAUAUCCCAUGAGCCUUUGGAGGAGACUACCGAGGAGCCCCCUGUAGAGGAGGAGAAGCCUAUGGAAGUAGCACCUGUGGAAAUGACAUCUUCAGAUUUGGAACAGGCUGUUGAGGAGAAUGUUCUGGAACCUAUGCAGGAGGAGCAGGGUGCAGUUGCGGAAAAGGAGGUUGUGCAGAAGUUGCAGAAGGAGUUAGAGGACGAGGGGGAGGAUUUGCCUCCAAUUGUUUUAGAUGAGGGGGAGGUGUUGCCUUCAAAUAUAUUGCCAGUUGAAGAGGAUACAAUCAGAGAAAAGGAGCUUAGUCCCAUGGCUGAACUUCCUGAAUGGAAGAGCACGGUAGACAUGGAUACCACGGUAGAAAUGGAUACUACCCCUGCCAGCGACUGCAGCUUCUCGGACUUCGGCUCUCCGAGGGGAGAGAGCAAAGCCUCCAAGGCCUCCCCUGGAUUGUCUCCCAAGCUCUCGUUUGGGCUGGCCCCAUCCCCCUUAUCUACAGAGGCCUCCCCUAGGAAAGCCAGCCCACCCCAGGUUCAGGUCCAAAUCCAGGCCCAGGCUUCGCCUCAGGUCCAGCCUUAUCCUGGAUACAGUGCUUGUGUGCCUCCCACCAACACAACCUUUAUUCCCCUCACCCCCAAGAUUGGAAUGGGGAAGCCUGCCAUCUCCAAGAGGAAGUUCUCCCCAGGGAAGCCAAGGGUGAAGCAGGGAGCAUGGAGUAACCGUAGGGCUUCGAGCCCCCCCUCUUGGUCCCAGCAGGACCCCUCGGAGGGGGGGUGGGAUGGCCCACAAACCAGGCAGCUGCAAGAGGCACCCGUCUGGAGCAUGAGAGUGGGUCGUGGUUCAACCUUCCCUGGAAGGCGGAGACCCCGGGGGGCCAACCUGUCUGGGCGUGGGGGCCGCGGACGCUCCCGAGGACUCAAGGCCUACACCAGCUUUGCCGUAACCCCUGGGGCCACUUUUGUGGAGCAGCCGUACCUGGUGGUGGAGGAGAACACAAUGCAUAACACUGUGGUCAUGUUCUCAACCUCAGACCACUUCACACUCAGACAGGACAUGUGUGUGGUGUGUGGGAGUUUUGGCCAGGGGGCAGAGGGCAGGUUGCUGGCCUGCUCUCAGUGUGGCCAGUGUUACCAUCCCUUCUGUGUCAACAUCAAGAUCACCCGGGUGGUGCUGAGUAAAGGCUGGCGCUGUCUGGAGUGCACAGUGUGCGAGGCAUGUGGCCAGGCCAGCGACCCGGGCCGCCUGCUGCUGUGUGACGACUGUGACAUCAGCUACCACACCUACUGCUUGGAUCCGCCCCUACAGACAGUGCCCAAGGGCAGCUGGAAGUGCAAGUGGUGUGUCUCCUGUACCCAGUGCGGUGCCACCUCCCCUGGCCUGAGGUGUGACUGGCAGAACCACUACACCCUGUGUGGACCCUGUGGCAGCCUGGCAUCCUGCCCGGUGUGCAUGCACAGCUACCGUGAGGACGAGCUCAUCGUGCAGUGCCGCCAGUGUGACAGGUGGGUCCACGCGUGUUGCCAGGGCCUGAACACGGAUGAGGAGGUGGAGAAUGCAGCGGAUGAUGGCUUUGACUGCACCAUGUGUCGAAUGCACGCUCUGCCUUCACAGGGCAAAAUGAAAGCCCUCCUGUCUGAUGGCUGCGAGGCCCCGAUGGUGACCCAGAUGGUGACUAAAAUAAGAGAGCCAGCCAAUCAGAAGACAUACACCCAGGAUGGGGUGUGUCUGACAGAGUCGGGCAUGUGCCAGCUGCAGAGCCUGGUGGUGCCCUCUUCAUCGACCCGCCGAGGUCAGAACAGGCGACCCAAGCCCAAGCUCAAGCUGAAGAUCAUAAAUCAGAACAGUGUAGCUGUGCUCCAGACUCCACUGGACUCCCACUACUUAGAGCUGUCCCGGGACGGAUACAUGGACAACAACCGAGGGGACCUCAUGAUGUACUGUGACGUUAAGUCUGAGUCCAGCCCGGAACGGGAGCCCGUUGACGACGCCAAGGGUGCCGAAGACACCGACGGCAACAAGAAGAGGAAGAGGAAACCGUACCGGCCCGGUAUUGGAGGGUUUAUGGUCCGCCAGAGAAGCAGGACGGGACAAGGCAUAGCCAAACGAUCCCUAUCCAGGAAAGACUCAACGUGGUCGUUACCUGAGAACCCAAUGUGCAAAGAGGAGGGGUGGAACGAGACAGAGAGUACUCCAGUGGAGGAGACCCCACCGGUGCCUGAAUGUCAGGAGAAAGUCAAGAAAAGAUACCGCAAAAAGAAAACCAAACUGGAAGAGGAGUUCCCUUCGUACCUGCAGGAGGCCUUCUUCGGGAAGGGGCUGCUGGACAAGAGCAAGCAGAGCAGGCAGGCAGGCUUGCUGACCACGGGGCUCUGUGAGGAGCUGCUGGACAAGUGCAAGCAGAGCAGUCAGGCAGGCCUGGUGACCACGGGGCUCUGUGAGGAGAGCCCAGGGGCCCAUGCAGAGACCAAACCCCCCAGCGCCAGCUUCCUGGACCCCUUGUCGGACCCGCUGCUCAGUGCUACCUCCACCACUACACCCAUCUCCAGCAAAGCAGGACUGCCCGAUACCGAGGAUCCCUUAGUGGACCUUUCGGAAGUCCUGAGCACGGAUGCAGAUCUCCUGGGAAUGCUGUCGGAUGAUCUGGUGAAGUCGGGGCACAACUCAGGUCUUGAUUUAUGCCCUUUCCAAGUCGACUGCUCUUCCUCUCCGUUUGCUGGUCUGGACAUGGACCCCUUACCUGAUGAUCCCACUGGGCCCUGUCAGGGCUCGGCAGGCCGGGGGCCCAGGGCUCUACAGGAGGAGCCUCUGGACGUCAUCCUGAGCCCAGAACUGGACAAGAUGGUCGCAGAUGGUGCAAUUCUCAGUAAGCUCUACAAAAUCCCAGAGCUGGAGGGUAAAGACGUGGAGGACCUCUUCACAGCGGUCCUGAGUCCCAGCACCAGCCAGCCUCCACAGCUGCCUCAUCCCCAACCGGCCCACCCUGGGCCCAAUGUACCUAGAGCCGUGGCCAUUCCAAACACAGGCGACCAUGGAAUGUUUCCCCGCAUGCCAAUGAUAAACGGCAUGAUGGGGCCCAACCCUCACUUUCCUCCAACUCCCAUGAUGCCCGGCAGCACAGGCCCAUGUGGCCUGGGAAACUUCUCGCCCAUUCACAGAAUGCCUUUCCCAGACAAGAUUAGGGACAAGAAGUUUAGCCAGAUGGGGGGUGAUGUGGUUGGUUCAUGGAGCGCCCCCGGCCCCGUCCCUGGCCCCGUCCCACCUCCAGAGGGAGAGACAGACACCAUGUCCAACGCCCAGAGGAGCACGCUCAAGUGGGAGAAGGAGGAGACUCUGGGCGAGAUGGCCACCGUGGCCCCAGUCCUCUACACCAACGUCAACUUCCCCAACCUCCUAGAGGAGUUCCCAGACUGGGCUAUGAGAGUGAAACAAAUUGCAAAGUUAUGGAGGAAAGCCAGUUCCCAGGACAGGGCCCCAUAUGUGCAAAAAGCACGGGACAACCGGGCGGCCCUGCGCAUAAACAAAGUUCAGAUGUCAAAUGAUACGCUGAAGAGACACCAGCAUCCUCAGCAGCAGCAGCAACUGUUGACUGACACCUUUGACCCCAAUAGUGUCCCCUUGGACACUGAGCUGCUCUUCAAAGACUCUCUCAAGCCCAAGGAGUCUGAACACGAGCAGGAGUGGAAGUUCAGACAGGGAGAGUUAAAUCAGAUGUGGGGACCCCUUAAGAAGCAGCAGGAAAAGGUCCCAAAAAGCAAAGCCAUAAAAUCAACAAAUAAAGACGUCCUUUUUGGACAUUCCAACCAGGCAACUAUAGCUGCAGGAGGUGGAAAAAAUUCUCUGCAAAUGAGACAAAAGAGCAAGCAGCAGGCGAAGAUUGAAGCCACUCAAAAGCUGGAGCAGGUUAAAAAUGAGCAGCUCCAGCAACAACAACAACAACAACAGCUGUUUAGCAGUCAGACAGGUGGAGAUACAACCCCUAAUAGUGGUAACCAGAGCCCCAUGACUCCUCAGCCCAGCAAUGGAGGAAAGUCUGGAAACUCGUCCCCACUGCAGCCAAUAGUGUCUAAGGAUGGCUUCGCUAGACCACAACUCCCGGGCACACCCACCUCUGGGUCACAGGAUGACGUGUUCCUCAGACCCCAGCUCCCACCUCCGUCCUCGAGGACGCCCACCCAGGAGACCUCGUACCCUCAACAGGGACCAUCCUCCCAGCCCCAGUCACCACAUAUGUUUUCCCCGGAUUCCUCCUCAGGCUCCCGGCCGUCCUCGCCCUGGGACCCAUACGCCAAAAUGGUGGGCACCCCGAGACCGCCCCCUGGGGGUGGUGGAUCCACCACGUCCCGGCAGAACUCUCUGUCGGAGAUGCAGGAAAGGGGAGGGAGGCCUUCUGGUAAUGCUGACCCCUAUGCUAAGAUGCCAGACACCCCCAGGCCUCCUGUCCCCUUUGUUAAACCCAUGGGACCUGCCAGGGUGGGCCCUUCAGGACUGGCUGAGCAGCAGCAACACCAGCAGGUCAGGCACAACAUGAUGAGCCCUCCUUCUGGAGGAGAGACUUUUGCCAGGAUGGGCGGACACCGAGCCGAGGUCUACCAGCGCAUGUCUCACAACCGCAUGAUCCUCUCGGACCCCUACUCCAGGCCUUUGCUCACUCCCAUCCCUGGCAGCAACGAGUCAGGCUCCGUCUCGGUGUUCAAAGCCCCCAUGCCUCCCCAGCAGUCCCAGCAAGAGCCCUACGGUGGCCCUAUGCCUGGGGGACUUAAACGAGGGCCAUCUGAUGGCUUUCCCCAAGGACUACAGGCCGACCCUUACGCCCAGCAGCCUCUCACCCCCCGGCCACUCAUGGGGGAAGGGUUCCCCAACGAGCCCAAGAUGAUGUGCCAAACCCAGGAGGGCCAUUUCUCUCAACCCAUGCCAAUGAUUAGACACCCUCACAGAAACCCGUAUGCACAAGCGCCAUCUACCCCGAGACCGGAUUAUUCACAGCAGAUGUCUGACCCUUACACCCAACCACCAGGCACCCCCAGACCUCACUCUGAUAGCUAUGCUCAACCUCCCGGCACCCCAAGGCCACACUCGGAUCCCUCAUACCUGCAGACGCCGCCUAGCCUUCGUCUAGACCAGUUCCCCCAGCAGCACCCACCCAAUCACAGACCGUCUCCAUCUCACUCCUUGGAUCCUUAUGCUUCCAUGCCAGGUACCCCCAGACCAGCCCCAGGGGAUAGGUUUCCCAAAUCCCCCGGUAGUCAAAGGAACAUGGACCCGUAUGCCCAACAACCCGGAACACCAAGACCGCUCCUCGCUGACCCUUAUGCACAAGCUCCAGGGACGCCUCGGCCAGAAGCAGGCCCUGAUGCCUUCAAUCGACUAUGCUCCAGACCGACGCCCAUGUCCCAGCUCCCAGCUGACCCAUUCUCCCACCAGUCUCCGGGCAGGGUGCAGGACGGGUUUGCCUGUCCAAGCGCCCAGGGCUCGCAGACAGCUAAGCACCCGGGAAUGUCGGAUGAAAGUUUCUCUCUGCCGCAGUCGAAUCAUCACGGUGGUCAAACGCAGAUUCACGAUCCCUUUGAACUGGGUCCAAUGACACCUUAUGCCCAAACUUCGGAAAGGCAGGCCCAUGAUAUCCCUCAGUCUAGCAGAAACACCGUUGACACUCAGAACAGCAUGCUACCACACCUGGGAGACACUGAGGAGAAGCUCAGACAGCGCCAGAGACUGCGCCAGCAGAUCCUUAGGCAGCAACAACAGAAGUCUUCCAUCCGGCAAGAGAAAGGACUACUACAGGAAACUGUUGCAUCCCCCAGCCCGGGGACACCCCGCCACUGGUCACAUGACGAUCCCGCCCCACAGAAUGACAUGUUCGGCAGACCACCACCACCUUACCCAGGACCCAUGAGAGGAGCUCAGAGGUUCCCUGGUACCUUUCUAGGGGACCAGCGAGGACACUUCCCCAAUGAGGGCCAGUUUGCCAGACCCCACUUCCCCAGGGACAUGGGCAUGAGACCACAAGAAAUGAGGUUUGGAUUCCCUCCCAGCCCUCAAGGAUCCCUUCAACCAGGCCAGGAGCAACACUUCCUCAGGGCCCUUCACCAGAUGCCCGGUGGGCCCAUGGUCGACAAUGUUCCACCCCAGAUGAGAAUGUCUCACUCUGUGGACUUUUCCAGGGGGGUCAUGGGGGGCAACACCCAGAUGGGGCUCCCCCAGCCCUUCCCCCCACAGGGCCUUCCUGUCCAGCAGCACAACAUCAUGGGUCAGCCGUUCAUCGAGCUCCGCCACAGGGCCCCUCAGAACAGAAUGAGGAUGCCCUUUGGGCAUGGACCUCCCAAUGUCAUGGACCCCUCCAACCAGCCCCAGAUACCACCCCAGGGCUUCAUGGAAGGCCAGGAGAUGGGCUUCGCUGGGAACCAGUUAUCCAGAAUGAUGGACCCCAUGAUGGACAGUCCUUCCCAGGGAUCGGUCGGUCAUACACACAUGUCGGCUAGUAUGGAGAACCUGCACCAGCAGCAGACUGAAGUCCCAAUGACUAUGGGGCAGCGACAGCAUCCUUCACUGAAUAGGUCACUCAGCCACCCUGUCACUGGUGAGCCACUCAAUGCAGCGUCUAGUAUGCUCUUGCCUGGGUCUAGCACCGGUCAAACGGAAGAGACUCCGAUACCCAGUGGAGACGGAAUUGAGGAAAACUUGGACGCUGAAGACUCCGCAGUAAAGGACCUUGAAGAUGUGGAGGUCAAAGACCUGGUCGAUCUGAACCUGAACCUGGACCCAGAUGAUGGCAAAGACCUUGAACUGGGACCCAAUGACCUGCACCUCGACGACUUCCUCAUGUCAGGGAAGUUUGACCUCAUCGCCUACACAGACCCCGAGCUCAACCUGGAUGACAAGAAAGACAUGUUCAGUGAAGAAGAUCUGGACCUGGGUGACCCUAUGGAGGACCACCAACAGGGUGAGACCUCAGACCUCCAGAAAGCCUUGUCGGAGAAGAGGAAAGGCAGCGUGGAUGGCGCAGCCACCUCGUCCCGAUCCGGGGGGAAAUCUGACAAACGGGAGGCCAACGAAGCGAAAGAGACCUUAGACAUGUUUAAAACCGAGGAUACAAUCAAAACAGAGGUCAAAGAUGAACACGUGCAAAACCAGGACCAGUCUCUCUGCAGUGGCCCGAUGAAUGACAACAGAACCAUGACAAACCAAGAGGGCACAGGGCUGUAUGAGCAGCCUGGACAAACUGACUCCGGCUCAACUCCGGUCCUCUCCUGCCUUCUGAUCAAAGAAAAACUGGAAAACAUUGGGUUUGGCCCAAACUGCUCUCCUCAAAAAGGUAACAUGGCUGCACAGGCCACCGGGCUACACCCAAGCACCGGCAUGCUGAUGCUACCUAGGCAACACGCCCAAGACAACAGGCUCAAUCCCAGCGUGGCUAUGGGACAUCGGGUGAGCCCCACGUUGGUUCAGAGCAGACUUUCAAUGGGAAACCUCAGCUUCGGGGCCUCAGCCAACCAACAGGUGGAGCUCAACCUAGCCAUGGUUGGAGCCGGUCAGCAGCCCACUGCCCACGGCCUGAACCCCCAGGGCCAGCAGGGCAUAUUCCCCCAACAGCAGGGACCCUCACUGGGGCAGGCCGGCCCACAGAACAGGCCUCUGCUGCUGGAAGAGCAGCCCCUCCUCCUACAGGACCUGCUGGACCAGGAGAGGCAGGAGCAGCAGCAACAGAGGCAAAUGCAGGCCAUGAUCCGACAGCGCUCCAGCGACUCCUUCUUCCCCAAUAUGGCAGACUUUGAUGCCAUCACGGACCCGAUCAUGAAGGCCAAGAUGGUAGCUCUGAAGGGAAUCAAUAAAGUCAUGGCUCAAAACAGCAUGGGAAUGCCCCCAAUAGUCAUUAACAGAAUUCAGCAGACGCCAGGAGCACAUGGACCAGAUGCUGCCGCCGCUCUGCCUCAACAUGUGCUUGGACAGGACGGGAAGUUGGCUCCACAGAUGGCAAGACCAAACCCCCCAAAUUUUGGACCUGGAUUUGUCAACGACAGCCAGAGGAAGCAGUAUGAGGAGUGGCUCCAGGAGACCCAGCAGCUGCUCCAGAUGCAGCAGAAGUUUCUAGAAGAUCAGAUUGGGGCCCACAGGAAGUCCAAGAAGGCCCUGUCGGCCAAACAGCGGACUGCCAAGAAGGCGGGCCGGGAGUUCCCUGAGGAGGACGUCGAGCAGCUGAAGCAUGUGACCGAGCAGCAGAGUGUGGUGCAGAAGCAGUUGGAGCAGAUUCGGAAACAGCAGAAAGACCAUGCAGAGCUGAUAGAGGAGUACCGUGUCAAGCAGCAGCAGCAACGGCCAUGUCUCCAGGCUCCUAUGAUGCCACCCAUGCCUGGAAUGCAUACUCAAGCUGCCCCUAUGAUGCCCGGAGCGCCCCCUAUGGGCCAGCCCAUGAUGGGGCCCAUGAUGCCAAUGCAGCCCCACCCCAGCCAACAUAACCCUGCCUGCAUUCCCAACAUGCCAGGCUGGCACCCAGGGGGAGCCCAAGGACUGAUGGGAGGCCCAGGUCCAAGAAUUCCAGCUCACAUGCCCCCACAGAUGCCCCUUGCCAGCCCUGCCCAGUUGCCACCGCCCCAGUUACCACCCCAAGCCCAACUACCACCACAGCCCCCACCCUCAAUGGUGCCUGGCGCAAAAGCUACACCAACGGGAAACGGAGCAGGUGCCCAGGGAGCGAACGGUGGAAGUGGUGGUAACAGCCUCGCUGUGAAAUUUGACGACAACAACCCAUUCAGUGAGGGCUUCCAGGAGCGCGAGAGGCGGGACCGCCUGAGGGAACAGCAGGAGAGACAGAGGGUCCAGCUUAUGCAGGAGGUGGAGAGGCACCGGGCCAUGCAGCAGCGGCUGGAGAUGGAGCAGCAAGGCCUGGGUCUGGGGCCUACUGGGCUCCCAUCCGGCUCUGGAGCUACAAACCCCGGAGGGGAUAGCUUGGCCCACAUGCCAUUCUACAGUACUGAUCUGCCCCAAGACUUCAUGCAACCCUCUAGGCCUCAACAACAGCAGGGGCAGCUAGGGCCCAUGUACCCCGAGCAGAGCAACAUGCAGCCAAGCUUCACCAGCACUGGCGGGCCACUCGCAGGUCAGGGCUUCAUGCCGGAUGGUGAGCGCAGGUCCAUGCCUGGGAACAGGGCAUUUGGUAGUCCCGAGAUGGGUCCCAAUUUCCGGUCCAAAAUCCCCAUGCUACAGGGGCUUAACUACCCCCCUGGACAGCCCCGUCCCGCUGGGUUCAGAGACCGUGGGAUGAUGCCUCAGGUUGGGGGCGAGGGACAUGGACCCCCAUUCGGAAUGGACUCAUCCACCCCCCUACCUCCCAACUACCCCGGCUCAGGCCAGUCCUUGAUCCAGCUCUACUCCAACAUCAUCCCAGAGGAGAAGGCCAAGAAGAAGAGGAACAGGAAGAAGAAGAGAGACUCUGUCGACGACGCAGACUCAGUCAAGACCCCAUCCACUCCCCACUCAGACCUCUGCGCCCCACUGACUCCCUCCCACAUGUCUGACACCUCAUCCACCCCCACCCGGAGCCUCAGCAUUCCCGGAGAGCAGGAUCUGUCUGAUCUUUUCCUCCCUGUGGGGUCCUCGGGUUUGGCCCCCUCCUCAGAACUGGAGAGGCAGCUCUCGGGCAGCAGCUUAGCCCAGGGUGGGCUCUCCAACAUGGGCUCGGAGAAUGAUCGGGCCUCCCUGUUUGACGAAACCCUCCAAAUCAAGCUGGAGAGGAUAGAGACUGAGUGCAGAGGGGCCGUGGCAGCCAACGAAGGGUCUGCCUUGUGGCACGGUCCCCGAGCCGGGGGGAUAGUGAAGGAGGAGGAGGGAAGCGAGGGGGGGCUCUGUUCGCCACUCCAUGGCGCCAAAGGGGGGGACGCAGGGAAUGAGCUGCUUAAGCACCUGCUGAAAAACAAGAGUACGUCCCCGCCAGGUGCCAGCUCCAACCAGGCCCCUCCCACACAGCAGAUGUCCUGCAACAGCCUUAGCUCAGAGCAGGAGGCCUCGGCAGACCUCAAAGCCACCGCCAGGCCGGCCUCCACCACCAACAACAUGACUCCCCCACACAGUCAGCUGACAGGAAGCACAGAGCUUCUAGAACCCUCGGUUCCGGCACAGGGCAAAAGGAAGCAGCAACGCAACAAACGGACGCCCAAAAACGGGGCGGAGAAACCGCCGUCACGCUACAAGAGGAGGAAGAAGGAGGAAGAGGAGAGGCAGAUCGGUUAUUCCAGUACUGACAGUCUGACACAGCUCAAACGGCAGCUCUCUCUGCUGCCCCUGAUGGAGCCCCUAAUGGGGGUCAACUUUGCCCACUUCCCACCCUUCGGCAGCGGGCAUGUCAACGGGGAGAACAGGCUGUCGGGCUCCUUCGGCAGCGCCUCUCUGGACGGCGUGUCAGACUACUAUUCACAGCUCAUCUACAAGCAGAACAACUUGAGCAACCCACCUACCCCUCCAGCAUCACUUCCACCCACGCCGCCUCCCAUGGCGAGGCAGAAGAUGGUCAACGGGUUCGCCACGGCCGAGGACCUCGCCAGGAAAGCUGCUGUCUUGGGCAGCCAUGAUGUGAUCAAAGGACUGGGAGCCAAGCAGCUACCUACAGCAUUCCGGACAGAGGAAGACCUCAUGGCCCAUGACAUCACCCAGGGGCCCAAGACAGUGGACGUUCCCGCCUCGCUCCCCACACCACCCCAUAACAACCAGGAGGAACUCAGGGGCCAGGACCACUGUGUAGACAGGGACACCCCCGACAGCUUUGUCCCCUCCUCAUCCCCCGAGAGCGUAGUCGGCAUGGAGAUCAGCCGCUACCCCGACCUGUCAAAGGUCAAGGAGGAGCCCACCUCGCCUUGCUCCUCUCCCGUCAUACCCAUGCUGCCUAGCGCCAGUGGGAAAGGAACUGAGAUAAAGCAAGAGGUCAAGACUGAACCCUCAAGCACCUUCUUCGGGUCCCAGUUUGGACAGCCUCCAUCCUGUGCCAAAGCUGGCCUGGUAUCCAUAGAAAUCACCUUGAAUCCGGUCUCAGCGGAGAACAUCCCUGGCGUUGUGGCUGCGGUGGCCGAUCUACUGUGUGUGACCAUCCCCGGCAGCUACGAGGUGAGCCGCAGCCCAGAGCGCAGCUCCCUGGCCUUACUGGCUGGACUCAAGGUGCCUCAGACCCAGGGAAUGGACCCCCUUCACGUAUCCAUGUUUCCCCAGCACCAGCAGCCCCCCACCAUGAGGUCCCUGAGACCCCCUGGAUCACCCAACCAUCCCAGAAUUAGCCUGCCAUUUCAGCCCAUUGGCCCACCCACCAGCGCAGGUUCAGCUGCCAGGGGGGAGGGGCCUAAACCCCAGUGGUGCUGCCACUGCAAGGUGGUGGUUCUGGGAAACGGAGUGCGCAAGUCCACCAAAGACCUAGCCUGCAGCAAACGGGAGAGACCGAGCCAGGUCUUCUGCAGCUACAACUGUUUUGUCCUCCACACUGCAGCCACACAGUCCAAAGCCACAGACAGUAAGCCAAACACGUCUCCUCUCUUGCCUGAGUCGUCGGUCAAAGAGAGCCCGUCCAAGGUGCUCCACCAGUAUAGUAACAACAUGUCCACACUGGACGUCCACUGCCUGGCCCAGCUGCAGCCCAAACAGUCUGCCCCCUCCAGCCCCCCUCCCAUCUCCUUCCCCACAGAGAAACCCAAGCCGGACACCCUCAAGGUGACGGUCAAGCUCAAGCCAAGGCCCCGAGCAGUCCACUCUGCCAGCGGGGGUGGUGAUGACAUGUCGCCCCGCCACCACAAGCGCUGGAAGGGCCUGCGCUGGCGCAAGUGGAGUGUACACGUCGUGUUUCCCACUAGAGGCAGCCUGCUCUCCUCUCUGCCUGGUGAGGAUGAGGUGGAUGAGCUGCUGAGGAAGCUGGGUGCCUCUCUGCGUCCUGAUCCCCUCCCCCGGGACCUGCGGCGUUGCUGCUUUUGCCACGAGGAGGGCGAUGGCAUGACAGACGGCCCCGCACGCCUCCUCAACCUGGACCUGGACCUGUGGGUACACCUGAACUGCGCUCUGUGGUCAUCUGAGGUGUAUGAGACGCAGGCGGGCGCCCUGAUCAACGUGGAGCUGGCACUGCGGCGGGGCAUGGCGGUGCGCUGCACCUACUGCCAGCAGACAGGCGCCACCAGUGGCUGCCACCGGUUGCGCUGCGGCAACGCCUACCACUUCACUUGCGCGCUCAAGGCCCAGUGCACCUUCUUCAAGGACAAGACAAUGCUGUGUCACCUGCACCGGCCCCGUGGCAUCGGCGGUGGCGAUGGGAGAUUAGGCGACAGGGCCGUGGCGCCCGCCACUACCCACCACGACCAGGAGCUGCGAUGCUUCACAGUGUUCCGCCGCGUCUACGUGCAACGCGACGAGGCACGGCAGAUGGCCAGCAUCGUGCAGCGUGGCGAGCGCCGGCACACGUUCCGCGUGGGAAGCCUGGUGUUCCACACCGUGGGUCAGCUGCUGCCCCAGCAGAUGGCUGCCUUCCACUCAGCGAACGCCAUCUUCCCCGUGGGCUACCGGGCCAGCCGCAUCUACUGGAGCACACGCCAAGGCAACCACCGAUGCCGCUACCUGUGCUCGGUGGAGGAGAACGAGGGCCAGCCGGAGUUUGUGGUGCGGAUGAUAGAGCAAGGCUACGAUGACCUGGUGCUCACCGGCGCCUCACCCAAAGGUGUAUGGGACAAGAUUCUGGAGCCUGUGGCUGACCGGCGUAACGAAUCAGGAACUCUGAAACUGUUCCCCGUCUACUUGAAGGGAGAGGACCUGUUUGGAUUCACUGUCACCGCCGUCACCAGGAUCGUAGAAUCGCUCCCCGGAGUAGAAGCCUGUGACAGAUAUACUUUCCGGUUCGGACGCAACCCUCUCAUGGAGCUCCCCUUGGCCAUAAACCCAACUGGCAGUGCCCGCUCAGAACCCAAGGCCUGCAGCCAUGUCAAGAGGUUGGUGUUAAGACCUCACACUUUGUCCAGCACCGGCAUCGUCUCCUCUAAGUCCAUGCAGACGGUUGGCAGCGUGGGUGUGGUGGAAGCACCGGAAGAGGUGAUCCCCAAGCAGUUUGCAUCCGUCCCCUUCCAGUACCGACGCAUGAAAGCUGAGUGGAAGAGCAACGUGUACCUGGCGCGCUCCCGCAUUCAGGGGUUGGGUCUGUACGCCGCCAGGGACAUUGAGUCCCACACCAUGGUGAUUGAGUACAUUGGUACCCUCAUUCGCAACGAGGUCGCCAACCGGAUGGAGAAGAUGUACGAAUCCCAGAACCGUGGAGUCUACAUGUUCCGCCUGGACAGUGAGCAUGUUGUCGACGCCACCAUCACUGGCGGACCAGCAAGAUACAUCAACCACUCCUGCGCCCCGAACUGCAUCGCCGAGGCCGUGAGCUUGGAGAGAGGCGACAAGAUCAUCAUCAGCUCUUGCCGCAAUAUCCAGAGAGGAGAAGAGCUGUGCUACGACUACAAAUUUGACCUGGAGGACGACCAGCAUAAGAUCCCUUGUCACUGUGGUGCGGUUAAUUGCCGGAAAUGGAUGAAUUAGAACAGGGACAGUUGGGGCAAAAUACAGGCUACAACACUUCCAAAUUAUGGCGCGCACACACAUUCCUUGUUAUCUUUCUAUAUGCUUGUUGGUUCGUCAGCUGAAAAACAUAUUACUUAAACAAAGACAACUUAUCAGGGCAAGACACUGACCGCAGAACUGUUAGAGAAGACUAAAGAGGGAAGGGGCAUCGCAGGCACGAAGACAAUUCUUUUGGAGGCUGAGAACCGAGUCUUUCACUUUAUAUAUAUAUAUAUAAAUGAAUGGAUUAGGGGAGGGUGUUUUGGGGUAGAAUUCACCAGUUGACCAGGAGAGUUUUGUGCUGGCCACCGCCUUAUUUAGUUAUUGAGGCAGGUCCUCUGGAUUAUGAAAUAUAUACAAAUAUAUAUAUACAUAUAGUUACAGAAAUGUAGACACCACUGAACAAGGAAUGUACAGAGAAGACUUCCUUAGGGACAAAGCUAAGGGAUUGUUAACUUGCACUAAAACAAAUUUAGUCGAAAAUACUUGAUUCCAUGAGUCAGUUUUUUUCCUUUUAUGUAAAAUACGAGAAUUUUUGUAUUUAUUAUCGAAUCGCCGGCAAACUGCUGCCCAGGUGUUCAGUCUGAUCAGAACGUGUUACUUUAUACAAAGUGUAAAUAGUCAAUUAAGUAAACAAUUGACCAAAUGCUACCAUAACUACAUCAUGGCUGUUUGGGUGAAUACAUUUUUUUUGAGAAAAGUAUUUAAGAAGGAUGUCAUAUCAUUCUAAGAGUUUAUGUGCUGUAUAAAACUGUACAGAAUGUGUAAAAAAAAAAAAAUCUAGAGUAUUUUUGUUGUAUUUAGAAUUAAGUUGUGUUGUCAAAUUCUGACCACUUGAAGAAUAUACUUUGCGUUUCAUUUUCCUUAGGACAAUUUCUGUUUGCAUUGACACGCGCAAUCAAAGAGAGCACCAAUCACAUCGAGACGACUGAAAUCCUAACCCUAGUUAAUCUGACGUGAAUGUAGAAUUAGAGAGAACUGUGAAUUUAAGGUUGGAAGCCACCCAUACCAUCAGUUAGCUUCUUUAGCUGUAUGUGUACAGCAGUCACUCUGAGAUUCACCUCAUACAGAUAAUGCUGUGCUUGGGGGGAAAAAUGCCUUUUACUUACCAGUUGCAGGAGACACAAUUAUGCUUUUCACAUGAAAUUAUUUUUGUUUUUUGUUUACAUUUCUUAAACAUUCUGUUUAGUGCUGGCUAGUUGAGAAGAAAUAUGCUACUGUAUGAUAAUUUUGAUUUCUUUACACUCAAUCACGAAAAUUGGAAUCUGGUACUAGCAUUUCGUUGACCAGUUUGAAAUGAAGUUUUCAUUUGUGUGCACAACUUAAGUGAACUGUACAAAAGUUGGUAUAUUCAGUCUUGUUGUAAUAAACAGUACAUGGCAUGAUGUAUUUUUAAACUUUCAGAAGAAUCAAUUGUAUAUCAUUUUCCAUAAUGGUUAAUGAAAUUUGUUUCUUGGAUAUUUUCUCCUCUUGUACAAUAUUCAGACCUCUUUUAAUAGUGUCUCUUUUCUUUGUCCUGUAUAGUAAUGUCUAAAAAGCCUUUUUGAAGUAUACAGCGUGUGAUGGAGUUUGGAAUCAGAUUUAGGAUCAUUUACAAAAAAUAAAAUAUUUUACAUCUUA